GCAUUUAAGCCGAAAAAUAAAAAUUUAUUGGGUGUACAAAUAUACCAUACUGCAAUUACAUGAUCAUAAUUCAUGACCAACGUUAUGAACAAAUCUAAGAAAGAUCAAAGAAAAUUCAGCAAGUUGAUGAAGCUUCCCAUAAGGCUUUUGGUAAAGGCCAGGGACUUUUAUGUUCAGAGCAUUACAGAGUGCUCUGGACAAUUCGACUGUAAUGCAAUGAUGGGUUGCCCUAGUGCCCAAAUCCCAAGUGCUUUGCCUAGAAGCCUCAGUGCCAGCUCCACCAUAUCAACCGCCAGCAGCGAUGAAGAUUUCAGGGAGCUUGUGAGGGCUGCUUCUGCUAGGACUCCUGUUAGUACUAAUCUAGGUCUAGUUGCUGGAAAAACACAGCAGCCUAGGCUGUCUCGGAAGGCUGGGAGUGGAUCGAACGUCAUGGCUCGCGGUCAAAGUGUUGGAAUUGGGAGGAUUGAUGAGGACAAGCCUUGUGAUUUUGAUGAAGAAGAAAUGAUCAAUGUCAAGGAAUAUGUGUAACCAAGAAGCAGAAGCUAUAUAGAUAUGUUUAUUUCUAGGAGAACAAGUAUGUCUUAGUUAUUUUGAUUAAUUAAGCAAUUUCUGUAUUGUUAAUUUUGUUUUUCUUAUGAUUUAAUCUAAAUGACUUUU
Pyrus x bretschneideri (Chinese white pear) is the source of this 657-nucleotide messenger RNA. RefSeq lists its product as uncharacterized. The transcript has a single exon. The coding region runs from base 73 to 528 and encodes 151 amino acids. Lineage: Eukaryota; Viridiplantae; Streptophyta; Magnoliopsida; Rosales; Rosaceae. The record is from RefSeq and is a predicted model, not a curated record.